AUAACGUUAAAAAAGAUCCCACAUUGUUUGCCUAUCUUCAGCGAUAAAACCCACACAAUAUAAUAAAUUUCUUCUUCUAGGUAACCGAAUAGAAAUAUAAUAGAUAUAGGGAGUUACGUUUCUAUAUAUAUAAAUCAGACAGUAGUGAAACCAAAACCACCCAACGAUAACAAUGAAGUCCCUGGAGAUCUUCAUCAUCGCCGCCGCCGCCGUCGUCUUGACCAUCGUGACCGGAGCCAAUACGACGACCACCGUGUCCGUCAGCAACGAACGGAGACCGGGGCUAGCGAGCAGCCCGAUCUACGUCACGUGCUACGAAGGGUUGGGACAACAACCGCCGCAGACCAUUCUGCCAGGUCAUGAAGUUCCUUUCCAGCUGAAGACGCCGGCCGACGGGUUGGGAUGUUUUUGCGUGGGGAGGUUCUCGGAGUUGGACGAAAUGGGGAAGCCCAGAUAUUACAUCUACGACUCUCGGCACGGCAGCAGUAAUUAUGGCGGGUACGGCAACUGCGAGUCCAGCGUCGUCUGUCCGGUCAAAGCCAACGAUACCAGCUUUUAUGGUUGGAACCAGGGAAAGCGAGAGUGGGAUAUUAUUAUGCCCAAAAUAUGGCUUCCUUGAUUCAAUCUUCUGCAGGACUUUCUGUUGAGCUGCGCACCUUUUUGUUUGUCUUAGAUCAUUUGGUUUUAAAUUGUCCAUUCUAUUAUAUAUUUUACGAUAGGUUGUGCUUAUUUUACAAUAUUUCAUGUUCUGGAGUGUGGUGAAAGCAUGGGAGUGAGUUCCAUGACAUUUGAAUGCUAAAAGAAGGGGGGGAAACACUCACAAUGAUUUUCAUAGUCAUGGGCAUGAAAAUCACGAUCCAUCUGAGCCUAUGCAACCAUUUCCAGAGGUUCUGCCCAAAAGGAUAGGCAGAACAAUCAAAAAGCCCGUGCUUUUUUCAAAAAAGCACGACGUCCAUGGAAAAAGCAUUGAGAAAUUGUGUUAGUAAAUGGCAUAAUAUUAA
Molecule: messenger RNA, 1001 nt
Organism: Linum trigynum
Lineage: Eukaryota; Viridiplantae; Streptophyta; Magnoliopsida; Malpighiales; Linaceae
Source: the annotation of a GenBank genome assembly